Molecule: messenger RNA, 4602 nt
Organism: Siniperca chuatsi (mandarin fish)
Lineage: Eukaryota; Metazoa; Chordata; Actinopteri; Centrarchiformes; Sinipercidae
Gene: serinc2
Product: serine incorporator 2
Exons: 10
Coding region: 251-1636 (461 amino acids)
Cellular component (GO): membrane
Source: RefSeq, a predicted model, not a curated record
AAAACUGAGAAUGUCAAGGUAGACGGUACAGCAACAUGUCAUAAUACUCCGCGGAUUCGUUGUAUUCCAUAUAUUUACCCACAAAAUACAUGUUUUGUGCAUACGUAUGUAUCAUAGAUUCCACAUGGCUUUUAUUUUGAACGACGGAUUUCCUUCUGUUCUUUUUAACUGACUUGACAUCGCCAUUUUGUCUCAGUUUCUUCCUGAACUUUUAAGCUUUAACGACUUUCAUUGGAAUUCUUAAACCAACAUGGGUGCUUGUUUGGCAGUUAGUUCCCUUGCCAGUUGUGCGUCCUGUUUGUGCGGCUCGGCCCCCUGCCUCCUGUCAUCAUGCUGCCCGUCAACGUACAAUUCCACCAUGAGCCGGCUGGCCUUCUCCUUCCUGCUGCUGCUCGGGACUCUGGUCUCUGUCAUUAUGAUUCUCCCAGGCAUGGAGGAACAUCUUAAAAAGAUUCCAGGCUUCUGUGUUGGCGGCUCAACCAUACCUGGCAUCGAGAACAAGGUGAACUGUGACAUCAUCGUCGGCUACAAGUCAGUGUACCGCAUGUGCUUCGCCAUGGCCUGCUUCUUCUUCCUCUUCUCCGUCAUCAUGAUCCGAGUGCGCAGCAGCAAGGACCCCCGAGCCGCCAUCCAAAAUGGUUUCUGGUUCUUCAAGUUCCUGGUGCUGGUUGGCAUAACUGUGGGAGCUUUCUUCAUUCCAGAUGGCAUCUUUAAUACAGUGUGGUAUUACUUCGGCGUGAUGGGCUCUUUUAUCUUCAUCAUCAUCCAGCUCAUCCUGCUGGUGGACUUUGCCCAUACCUGGAACCAGUCCUGGUUGGAGAAGGCAGAGAAUGGGAACCCCAAGUGCUGGUUUGCAGCUCUGCUGUCCUUCACUAUCUUCAACUUUGCCUUUGCCUUCGCUGCUGUCGUGCUCUUCUAUGUGUUUUACACCCAACCUGGCGACUGCACGGAGCACAAGGUCUUCAUCAGCCUCAACUUCAUAUUCUGCAUCAUUGUGUCCGUCGUGGCCAUUCUGCCCAAAGUUCAGGAGGCUCAGCCCAGCUCAGGCCUGCUCCAGGCCUCCCUCAUCUCCCUCUACACCAUGUAUGUCACCUGGUCAGCCAUGUCCAACAACCCCAACCGGCAGUGUAACCCCAGUCUGCUGAGUUUGGUCCAGCCCAUUAGUCCAACCCCACCACCGGGACCUGCUCCUCCUACCCCAGCCCCUUCAAACGUCCAGUGGUGGGACGCACAGGGCAUCGUGGGAUUGAUCAUUUUCUUGUUCUGUACUCUUUAUGCCAGUAUCCGCUCCUCCAACAACACCCAGGUGAACAAGCUGAUGCAGACUGAGGACAGCCAGGGUCUGACCGCCGACUACGAGGCCGCGAAAGGGGAGGACGGAGUCCGACGGGCCAUGGACAACGAAGAGGAGGGAGUCACCUACAGCUACUCCUUCUUCCACUUCAGCCUCUGUCUGGCCUCCCUCUACAUCAUGAUGACCCUCACCAACUGGUACAAGCCCGACACCGACUAUCAGGUCAUGCAGAGCGCCAUGCCGGCCGUGUGGGUGAAGAUCAGCUCCAGCUGGCUCGGCUUGGCCCUCUACCUCUGGACCCUGGUGGCCCCGCUGGUGCUCCCCGACAGAGACUUCAGCUAGAAACGGUGAAGUCUGUCAGCAUGUGGCCGCUAGCCUCUUAUAUUUGCACCUUGAAGAAAGAUAGCUUUAGCUUCAAAUUGAUCUGCUUGGUUUGCUUGCAGCUCCACAUUUAAAAUUGGAAAAUGAAAUGGUAAUAUGCUUUGUUUUUGACAUGAAGCCGUUGCAUAAUUGUUACUUAAAUGUUGGUUUUUGUGGCUCAAGUUGAAAUGUGCAGGAAUGGGAUUGUUUGAGUUGCGCUUUAAUCACACAUUCCAGUUUUUCCACCUCAGGUAAUUUUUUCAGAUGUUUCCUCCACUGUCAAAAUAUUCAGAUUGAGAGCACUACAUGUCUCUACGGGACACGACCAAAUGAAACCUAAAUGAUCCCUGUGGGGUAUUGAUGUUUUGGCUUUGUUUCACUACAUUUACAUUAGUUGUUCGUACUUUUUUUUUUUUUUCUCCGCUCCCUUUAAAUCAGUUUGAGUUCAUGGAAAGGUGUCCAAAUUUUUGAUAUUUACUUUUUUCUAGUUCUGUUGCACAGCUUUGUUCUAGUGCCAUUUUAUAACAACAGUGCCUUUAUUAUAUUUUACACACAAGUUAUUCAGAGCGACCAUUUUUAUUGGUUUUUACGUAUUUUAUCUUUCACUGGUAUUUUAUUUUCUGUGAAGCACUUUGUACUUUGUUUUGAGAAGUGCUCUAUAAAUAAAGUUGAUUUCUUAUUAAUAUCUUUAAAAAAAAUUCAUUCAGUUAUCAGUAUAAAGUUGCUUGCUCAAUAUACUGUAUGUUCACUUUUCAUUAUAAUCAAUAAGUUUUUUUUGUCUUUAAUCAGAGUGUGGGACACUUCUGUCCUGUAGGUGGGGCUGUGGUCCGACUUACCGAAUUAGACUUUCUUUGUGGGAGACACGCUGGAUUUCAGAUGUAGAAUCAUUUUGGACAUAUGUGCUGUAAGAUUUCUAAACCUGUUUGAUAACCGUUUUUCGUUUUGUACUACUACUACUUUGUGAAUUGGCCCAUAUUUUUCUCCAGAUACGGCAAACACAAUGUCAUCAAGUCCGGUCAUCAAGCAGGGAUUUCCAAAUGCUUCACUGCCCGCCCGCCCGCCCGCCCUAAAUCACAUGAUCCUGUUAAAAUGGGAUUUAUUGUGUUCCUUCGAUGCAGGAUUCCCCAGUGCACACACACACACACACACACACACACUUUGCAAGUAAUGUAGAGGGAAUGUGUUUUUCCCCUAUCACAAGAUCAGCAUGAGCAGGGGGGCUGAACACAACACUUCAUUCAAGGCUUGUGUUGGGGAAGAACGGCUAAUGUCCGGCCUCUGAAGUCGAGCUUGGAUAAUAUAAUAUGUUAAACAGGACACCCUCUAUGACUUCCCCUGCAUGUUUUUCAUUCUCUUAUCUGUGCCUUUCAUAUUACAAAUAAAACCAGUUUACGUGCAUUAUGAGCCUUUACAGAACAACCGGAUUACAGUCCCUCCAGAAGCAUAGAUAAACCGACAAUAUAUGCAUCAGAUGUGGUUUAGCAGUUGUUUAUGUCAUGGUCUGAUGAAGGAAAUGCAUUCACAAUACUUCUAAUGCACCACAUAAACCAUACUGAUGGAUUAAAGUCGGGAGACUCACACAAGCAGCAGAGACUGAAAUAUCCUGAUUUUUAGUCAUUGCUAUAGGUCACACUCCAAAAACACUACGAUACUACGUUUCCCAUAAUGCAGCCAAUAACUAAUUAGACCAUCACUGCCUGAUGAAUGCAAAUGUCUUUCAAACUCUAUCAAUCACAACUCAAACUCAAUCACAUGUCCAGUUUGUGACACAGCCUUUCUCCAAGCCCAAGCCAAAGUAACCUUGAUGACAUCAUCGGGGGUUAUUUGUUCAGAUUUACUCUUUAAGAGCCUGAUCAUUAUUCAGUCUGUCAUCGUGUUCAUGUUCAUUUUCUGUUGGGGAUAUGCAAGAUUUGAUUGGCUUCAUCGAAAUAAGAAUCCAUCUACGUCGUACACGGAUACCUAACGGUAUUCUGUGCAAUUAAUGAAAACUAAGGGGGCGCCAUCAUGAAACCAAAAAAUGUAAAUUUCUCCCUUUUUUCCUUUUUCUCAAAGGAAGUGAUUUACAGACUUUAAUAAAUAAUACUUAAAGAUGUUUGCUGCUUAUUUAGUCAGAGUUAUAUAAUGCUAUAAAGAAGAUAGCUUACAUCAUAAAUACCUUUGACUUGUGAGAAGUACUUGGGUUGGUCAUAACAUAACAGAGAGUAAAGAUGAACCAAUAAAGGCAUCAGGAACCCGUCUGAGCCGGUGUUCCCUCUAAGCUGACCGGUUUGUUGACAUACAGAACAUCAAGCAGGCUACUUCAGCACAGUGAGUGAGUGGGUUAUGUCAGUAAUCUGUCGUUGGUCCAGAUUCUCUCCGGAAAUUCAGCCUGCUCGUGCACGCUGGACUCAACACUAGGACGUUGACACGCCUGCUGCACCAUGGCGCUCUCUUCACACACACACACACACACCACCAUCUGUAAACAGUAGAUGCGUGCCUACGGUUGCCAUUUGACCCGCAUUGUUAUGGGUGACAGUGACAGUGGUAGUCCCCGGCCCAGCUGCGAGCAGCAGGCCGACCUAAUGCUGUUAUAUAAUGCAGAAUGAGGCUCUGAUCAGUUGCAUAAGCCAGUUAUGGCCUGUUGUGGUUUGGUAUUCUGGGCCCUGCCCUGGGGGACCUUCACUAUCAUCACCAUCACCGUCUUCAAAAGCAAUCGCACCCCACCUCCUUGGAGGGUUCGAAGCACCUGGCAACCAGGAAGAAAAACAAGCAAAAUGGAGCCCUGAAGGUUUUUAACGGGCAGCCCCAGUGGUCUUCAUUAAACGGCUGCAUGGUGUUGGAUGUGUGUGAGGACAAAAUGAUGUCAGGAUUGCACAUUCCUGGAAUAUGAUGUGGGUGUGAUUAGAUUGAGAAGGAAAUAUUUUACAUUGUAAAUUCAAAUCAAUAAAAUAAAUCCUAAAAUCAAA